This is a messenger RNA of Linum trigynum, 831 nucleotides long. The record is from the annotation of a GenBank genome assembly. Lineage: Eukaryota; Viridiplantae; Streptophyta; Magnoliopsida; Malpighiales; Linaceae.
ACCUCCAUCUUACUUCAUGUUUUGCCCCCUGCAAAAUAAAUCCAACAAAACAACUCAUGUGAGGGCCAAUCUUUCCUUCAUGGUUCGACCCAUCAUGCAUUAAGAAUUUCUUUCCUAAAUUAUACUAUCUAGUCUAUUGUGGAAUUGGGCCAGUUAUCGGCCCAAUCUGUCGGCUCGCUUUGUUGGCAUGUCCCCAACUUUCUCGGCUCGUCUGACUGAUGAUGGAGUCUUCCUCGUGUGCUUUCCUGCUCAGUUGUUCCUCCUGGCCCAAAGCAAGUCCACUCCAUGGACCCUCUCGACCCAAGUCGAAGUCCGACAACCAUCUUGCUUAUGGGCCAUCUCGGAUAUGCGGCCCAUUACCUCUAGUAGGCUUAGGGUUACAGAGGAAAGGAAACCACCAUCUUCCACCUUCUCCUCUCUUUCUGGCAGCUUCUUCUCCUCGUCGGCCACAAUAGAGGAAGCCGCCAACCGCACGACCGACGCCUUUGUCGUCUCCACUUUCUCCAGCGUCUCGUUUUCCGGCGGAGGCUUCUUCUCCAAGGUCGCCUCCUCAACAACCAAUGUCGCUAAGAAAGCUUCUAUCAAACACGCGUCCACCUCUGUCUUCUUCCUCGACGGCAGGCAGAUCGGCGAUUGACGUGGCGAUCGGUUCGCCUCCAGCCUCUUCUUCUCGGUCGUCUUCUUCAACUCCCUCUACCCUUUCGACGUCGCCUCGAGUGGCGUCGCCAUCAAUCGCAUGCCCAUCUUGGUAGUGCGGGUCACCCUGACUCAACGCCAAUUCCAUCUCUCUGCCCAAGAUAAUGGCCAAAAUGAUAAAUGGUAAUAGGUGGA